Candida albicans SC5314 is the source of this 993-nucleotide messenger RNA. RefSeq lists its product as uncharacterized. The transcript has a single exon. NCBI's taxonomy places the organism in Eukaryota, Fungi, Ascomycota, Pichiomycetes, Serinales, Debaryomycetaceae. Gene Ontology annotation, molecular function: catechol 1,2-dioxygenase activity; ferric iron binding. The record is from RefSeq and is a predicted model, not a curated record. Bases 1 to 993 code for a protein of 330 amino acids. Gene Ontology annotation, biological process: catechol-containing compound metabolic process.
AUGAUUGCUCCUAAUACAAAUGCACCUGUUGUUGCUGAAAUGAGUGAUGAAACAAUCACAGAAAAUACCAUCGCUGUUAAUUCGCAACAUAAGAAUAUGAGAUUGUUUUUUGUCUUGAAUACGUUAGUCCAACACUUGCAUGAUUUUGCUAGAGAAGUUAGAUUAACAACAGAAGAAUGGGAAGAAGGUAUCAAAUUUUUGACUGAAUGUGGCCACAUCACUACGGAUAUAAGACAAGAAUUUGUUUUGUUGUCUGAUGUUUUGGGGUUUUCGGUAUUGGUCGACAGUAUCUCCCAUCCAAAGCCAGAUAAUGCCACUCUGGGGACGUUAUUGGGUCCCUUUCAUACACAUGAUGCUGAAGUCAAGGAGAACGGAGAAACCAUUGUUUCAGAAGGUAAAGGUGAGCCUCUAUUGAUUGAAGGAAAAUUGACUGACACCAAAGGUAAUCCAAUAUCAGAUGCCACCAUCGAUCUCUGGCAUUGUGACAAGGAUGGAUUUUAUGAUACACAGUAUGAAGAUCGUGAAAAGGCAGAUUUGAGAGGAAUUAUCAAAACUGGAAAAGAUGGAUCAUUUGCUAUUAAAGCCUCAAAGCCUGUACCAUAUCCUAUUCCAAGUGAUGGUCCAGUCGGUAAACUUUUGAAAAGAAUCAACCGUCACCCUUAUAGACCAGCCCACAUUCAUUUCAUAAUUGAGAAGCCUGGUUAUGAUAAAUUAAUCACAGCCUUAUAUGAAAAAGGUGAUCCGUAUGAAACAUCAGAUGCAGUAUUUGGUGUUAAAUCAAAGUUAUUGUACACUUUAGGCAAAGUUGGAAUGGAAAAGUCGAAACAGUAUAAUAUGAGCCCAGAUGAUUGGUAUUUGAAUUGGGAUUUUAAGAUUAUUACAGAUAAAGAGUCGCGUGAAUUAGUCUACGAAAAAAAUAAAAAAGCAAUUGGUUUGAAUAGCAAUUUAGUUCUCAAUAAAAAUGGUUUGCCAGAAAUGGCACCAUUAGAUUGA